AUGGCUGCAAUGGUUUCAACGCACGAUACUUCAAAUAUAACUAAUGAAAAUCCAGUUAAUCUGUGGAUUCGUUUAAAAUAUGAAGAACGUCUCGACAAAACAAUGAAAUACUAUACAUCAAAGAUGGUAAUUGUUCAAAUAAUAACUGCCUGUGGUUUCUCAAUCUCGGAGCUUUAUUGUGGUAUAAGUUAUUCAAAUCAAUGUCCAGCCGAACCUGCGAUUAAUAUAUUUCUUGUUGUUCAUGGCGCUACAAAAUUUGCAUGGAUCUUCUUGACGAUUCUUGCAAUUGUUGACGCUAGAUUAAUUCAUAAAAAGAUGAAUAGAAAAAGUCUAGCACGUCGACUUAUGCUUAUAAAUGUCGCAUUUCAGUCUCUUUUUGCCGCAUGGUUUUCUUCAUGGUUUAUUGCCGGAAAUAUUUGGGUGUUUCGUAAAAGGAGUCAGUAUCAAUCUACAGAUCCAACAAAUACAAGUACGUAUUGUUAUGAAGAAUUGUAUGAUGCAGCAUCUUUGCUGAUUAUUAUAACAUAUGUUGGCUUUGGAAUCACUCUCAUUGCAACAGUUUUUCGUCGGUUUAUUAGUAAGAAACUUAAAUAUAUAAUUAAUAAUAAAUUUAAGCGUCAAAUAAAGAAUUAA
Adineta steineri is the source of this 633-nucleotide messenger RNA. NCBI's taxonomy places the organism in Eukaryota, Metazoa, Rotifera, Eurotatoria, Adinetida, Adinetidae. The record is from the annotation of a GenBank genome assembly.